AUGUCAAAGAUCCAAGACAUCGACAUUCCGACCUACGAUGGCGUCAAGCUCAGAGGUACAUUCUACAGCGCUGGUGCCAAGAAGCCCUGUAUUAUCUUGAGCAGUGGUUUCUCCGGUACCCGCGAUCACUUCUUACCUGAUUUCGCUGCACGAUUCAAUGCCGCUGGGUACGGAGCCUUGGCGUUCGACAACCGAUGCUGGGGAGACAGCGAAGGCUUGCCUCGUGACGAAGUCGACCCUACUCUCCAGGCGCGCGACUAUCUCGACGUCUUCAACUACGCUGCAGCGCACCCUGACGUCGACUCGGACAAGAUUGUUUACUGGGGAUCUAGCAUGUCUGGCGGAACCGCCAUAUGCGCUGCUGUGAUGAAUAGGAGCAUCGCUGGUCUUAUCGUGCAAGUACCUUUCGUGUCAGGCGAAGCCAUCACUCGCAUGCCUGGACCUCCGGCGGAUCUCCUUAUCUCCAAUCGUCACGCAGGGUCACAGGCUCGAGUCCCGGUGUGGCCCAAGUCUGCAGAGGAGGUUUUGGAUGGGAGCUUUAAAGGUGUGCUGAAGGAUGUCGGUGCAAUUCCCUUUGUCGCAGAGACAACCAGGCGCGGUAUGAAAAUCACAGAGACCUGCACGAUGCAAAGUCUCACCAAUAUCACUCUUUGCGAGCCAACGGCGUACAUUCAUCGAAUUUCUCCAACACCAUUGCUGAUGGUUGUAGGAGACCGAGAUGUUACGACCCCGACGCAUUUGCAACUUGAGGCCUAUGAAAAGGCAUUACAACCAAAGACUCUGAAGAUUGUCAAGGGAGCCGGUCAUUUCGACCCAUAUUAUGGCCCGAGCUUUGAAGAAAAUAUUGCGGCCCAGGUAGAAUUUCUGAAGACUAUCUUGUAG
Molecule: messenger RNA, 882 nt
Organism: Fusarium sp. VM40
Lineage: Eukaryota; Fungi; Ascomycota; Sordariomycetes; Hypocreales; Nectriaceae
Source: the annotation of a GenBank genome assembly